GAAAUUCAUGAUCCUCCAACGGAAGUGACGUAGGCGGAAGGGCGGAAGUGUGGAAACAUGACAAGGAAGGAACGAUGAACUCUCUUCGACGAUGGUUCUACAAACCAAAGCGAGAAGAUAGCUGCUGGCUGGCCCAGUUUUACUGGGCCGAUCAGGAACUCAACGUGGUAGCAACCGAGCUGGAUAGCUUUGACGGCCGAAAAGACCCAGAACGGUGCUCGGCCCUCGUGAACCAGUUGCGGCUCUGCCAAGACAGGGUGGUGGGCAUCUGCCAGGCAAUGAUGGAGGAAGCCAUUCCGGGGGAGCGAGCCAGCCGAGACUUUCGCUGCAAGUUUCCAGACGACGUAUUGCAGGAGAACCUUUCGGGAUUGCUGUGGUUCGGCGCCGAGUGCCUGGCGGCGGGUUCCAACAUCCUGAACCGUGAACGUGAGAGUGCCAACAUGCGGCCCCUGGCCAAAGCGCUGACGCGUUCCUUGGACAACGUGCGCUGCCUCCUGCGGGAGCAGUGCCUACGCAACCCCCACGAAUACCCCGUCCAAGUGUGCCAUGCUCUACGCACGUUUGAUAGACUCUUUGCAGAGUUUGAGUUGAGUUAUGUGAGCGCCAUGGUGCCCAUCAAGUCUGCCCAUGAGUACCACCUGCAGCAAGAGGUGGUGGUGCUCUUUUCCGAGACUUUACAGCGGGCCAUGGAGAUGAAACUGGUGGACAAGGAGAUGGUGGACGGCUGUGACCCCGCCCUCAUGUUCACUAUCCCGCGACUGGCCAUCGUGGCGGGUCUGCUGCUCUUUCCGGAAGGACCCUUGGACGUCACCAACCGACAGCCGCUCCAUCUUUCGCAACUCUAUCGCCCCUUCUACAACCUCCUGUGCAAAAUUCGGGAGUUGCUGCAGAGCCUCUCACGGGAAGAGUUGUGGCGCUUGGAGAAGACCCUCUGCCAGUUGGAUGCUGAUGCUCGAGGAGACCUGGUGCAUAGCUUGUUUGUUUGCAUUGCCGGGGUGGCUGAUCAGCUGCAGACAAACUUUGCCAGCGAAAUGCGACACAUCCUCAAACAAGUAUUCGCGAUUAAUGCUCCGAAUGGCUCCCAGUCCAAAGAGGAACGGCCCGACGAUCGAGCUCCAUCCUGGUUGCCAGAUGAGCUCAUCUCAAACUGCAUGGAAUGCAGCGUGCAGUUCACUAUCCUGCGGCGGAGGCACCACUGUCGGAGGUGUGGCAAGAUCUUCUGCUCCCGUUGCAGUUCAAACACACUGUGCCUCCCUCAUUAUGUCAAGCCCGUGAGGGUCUGCAAUUCUUGUUUUGUGCGUCAUUUCAUAUUCUAGUCGUGCCAAAAUUUAUUUCAAUAAACACGUUUUGCACAAAUAUCAA
This is a messenger RNA of Ornithodoros turicata, 1362 nucleotides long. RefSeq names its product lateral signaling target protein 2 homolog. Gene Ontology annotation, cellular component: early endosome membrane. Lineage: Eukaryota; Metazoa; Arthropoda; Arachnida; Ixodida; Argasidae. Bases 75 to 1316 code for a protein of 413 amino acids. Gene Ontology annotation, molecular function: metal ion binding. The transcript has 7 exons. The record is from RefSeq and is a predicted model, not a curated record.